Clonostachys solani is the source of this 324-nucleotide messenger RNA. NCBI's taxonomy places the organism in Eukaryota, Fungi, Ascomycota, Sordariomycetes, Hypocreales, Bionectriaceae. The record is from the annotation of a GenBank genome assembly.
AUGGCUUCAUUGCACUGGCGAAAGCCUUCCCUGUUUAGCCGUUAUGGCUUCAUGCACUGGCGAAAGCCUUCCCUGCUUAGCCGUUAUGGCUUCAUGCACGGGCGAAAGCCUAACUGCCGGGUACUGCCCGUGGAUCUCGGUCCUAAGGUCGCUUUUGGCAGCCCCUUCUGGGGAGAAACCGUCGAUCCGUCCAAUGCCCCCGAGAAGCUUCGCCUGGAGCAGGAGGAACAUUUUCAUUGGCUAAAAGAGUGGCAGUUCAACCCCGACCAUCCAAAGCACGAUAGUCCUAGCAUGGUUGCUCUUGGCAAUUGGGAAGAUAUAUAA